AUGGCGGCUCUGGUAGGUUCGUUGCCAAAGUUUAGGAAUCUUUGGACAGACCCACUUCGAUGCUUUCAUCUGUCUACGCUUUUCACGCAAAUAAGGAUUCUCAAGCGUCCUAUUUGCACUGCAAGUGAUUACAAUCCUCUUCUCAGCCACGAAGGCUUACCACGCUUCAAUGAAUUUCAAACUACCCAUGUAGCGCCAGCCAUCGAGAAACUGACUCACGAUUUCGAGAGUGACUUUACCGAGUUCGAAACAAAAUUACAAGGUCAGCUUUUAGCAAGACUCCUUUUUAAGUUUCUUUUACAUUAUUUCAUGAACAAAUCCUUUUUUUUUUCUUGUCGAGAAGGUUAAACCUUAUUUAAUGUUGGGCAGAAGCUGAUUUGGUAGAUCCUGUGUGAAACUUUACAGUUGAGUCCCUUGAAAUUUUGCGUCCCGCAAUGUUUCUACGGCUAACAGUCCUCAAGAAAUUUUAACUGAUCCUAUGAAUAAGUUUUAUCAUGUCUGAAAUUGGAAGGUCUUUUGAAAAAGGAUUAAAGAAUCCCUAUGGCCAACUUAAUCAUCUAGAUAUGAAAUAUUCUGUGAACUUGCAAUUAGUAGUCUUGCACAAAAACUUGCAUUGUAAAGAUUAAAGUGACUCAAGUUUGGAGGAUUUUUCUGCCUUAUGUUGUGACUGUGCUUGAAAGCUUUCAGAGAGUCACAAAGAAAUCCAGAAUAGUGGUUACCAUCCAACUCCACAAAAUAGUUAAACACAUUCCUCAGGCAGUCUACAAAAAUAGUACAAAUUGAUAUUCUGCAUUCAUCAAAUUUCUGUCUGCAAAAUUAGAUGCUCCAAAUACCUCUUUGCCCACACAAGCCAAAUUACAUUACUACUUCAGGUUUUGCCACACAAUGACUCAAUAAAUAUUUGCUUUGUAACACAAAGAUCUUUGUUUACAAGGCUUUUCUCCCACAUGUAUCUGGUAACAAACCCCUAAAUUUUUCUUCCUCUGAAAGGAUAUAAUUUAAAUUGUAUUUAAGUAAUUGCAAGGCUUUUUCACUGAUUGAAAUUAAAGAUAUGAAUGAAUUACACAAGUCUUCUUUUGGUCAGAAAACCACAGGAUUAUUUUUGUCUGCUAAAGAGUUACUAAUAAAUCCAGCUGCCAAUGUUUGCAUAAGAGUAAUUAAAUUUAAUCAAUCAGCCAAUAAAAUUAAACUGUUCUCAUUGUUAUUGUUUUGCAUCAGAUCAUAAACAAUCGAAGCUUGUGUUUUUACUAAUUAAAAUAAGUUUUUGUUCUCUCAAAAGGUGGCAUUUAAAGCAACAAUGCUAAAUAUAGAGUGUAACAAGUGUGGCUAUGGUUUAUAUGCAAUUACUAUUCCAAGAUUAUGGUAUCAGGCUUGGGCAAGUUCGAGACAACUGAUUACAGUGUGUCUACAUUUUAAUGAGUGAGUGACUCACUUGCAUAUCAGAGUCGCUAUAAAAACUUGUUUACAGGACAAAAAAUAUGCAAAUUCUAAACUUCCUAUGAAAUUGAAUUUGCUGCCAAAAGUGCUAUCUUCAUAGUCUUGCAUGAUGAGCAAAUCCUUCUUUAUAAAAUAAGCUGUUAUGCUACUUUUUCCUUAUCUUUCAUCUUUUUGACAUGGUAGAUUCACAGCUGAGUACUUGAGCUUUUUCUAAUGUUAAAAAAGAGGUUUCACACCAAAGUUGUCAGAGUUUUUCUGUGCUUUGAAUAUUGCAGCCUAAAGAAUAUUAUGUAUGUAUUGUACUUCUUUUCAAAACUUUGUGUUCAUUUUCGAGAUGAUGACCAGUAGUGGUUUCACAAGAAAUGACUAUUUUGUCUGAUGUCAGAUAUGUUUUAAAUUCUGCUUAAGUGCUGUAAAAAGUGGGAAACAAAGGAAAUAUUUUGUUGGCUUCAAGGGGCCUACGUAAGGUGGGAGGAAGUUAUGAGUAACCCUUUCACUCCCAAGAUCUCAUCAGUAAUUCUCCUUACUGUUUGCUAUGUAAUUCUCAUGAUGUUGGUUCGGAGAAUCUGGCAUUUGUCUGCUUGAUGUAGUAUUGAUAGUGUAAAUAGAAAUUCUGUGGUGGUCAUUUGUGAAAGUUAAGUGGUUAAGAGCAAAGUCAUCUACUUCUUGAGUCCUCUUUUGUAGUCAUGGCAAUUUCAAAUGCUUCUUUUACUUUGUAUCUUUCAUGUGGAAUCAUUUAGAAUAAUAAAUGUUUCACAACCAAUUAUUUUUCUAGAAUUAUACAGAGGAAAGGACACACUGAUUGAUCAACCCUGGUCAACUAUAAUUGAACCUCUAGAGAAGAUAGGCAAUCCUCUUAGUUAUGCCUGGGGAGUUACAUCACAUUUAAACAGAGUUUGUAAUAGUCAAGAGUUGAGAGAUGUUUAUCAAAAGGUAUAUUAGCAUGGCUAACACUUUUGCUGUUUUGCUUUAAACUUCUGUCAUUAAUGAUAUUGUAGUAUUGGAUACCUUGUAGUUGGUGAUCACACAAAGAAUUAUUUAAUAAAAAAAUUGUGCUUGGGUGGAGCAUUUGAAUUUAAUAUUUUCCCAAGGGGGUGGGAAUUGGAACAAAUCAAUCUUCCAAAGUUCCAAUGCACUGGGGGAUGUUGAAACCUUGAAUUGAUUGAUGCAUUACUGCAAUAUUAGUAUUGCUACCAUCGUUUUUUUCCAAAAUGUUUUACAGGCGCAACCACUAGUUGUACAAGCUUCUAUGAAAGCCUCACAGAGUGUCCCUGUAUAUGAUACUCUCCAGGUAAGAAGAAACAAUUAUUUAUGACUUGCAUAGUGAAGGAGAGGAAGUCUUCUAUUAAACCAGGCAAGUAAUCAGUUGUUCCAGAAACUGUAAAGAUUCUAAGAUUUUUUUGUGGUUGAACCUGUAGUAAGCUAGUUUUCCAAGAUAGACUUUGUAAACUCCUCAGCAACUUAAAGCCUGUUCCCAAAGUGUAAGUGAUGCUUGAUCUUCUAUUGGGCUACAAGAGGCAGGUAGUUUAACUCUCUUAUUUUUCAGUUCAAAAGCUUCACAAAGAUAAAAAUGGUACUAAUGAUCAUAGGAAGAAAAUGAAAUGCAAAUAAUUUUUUUGGAAGCAAUAUACAUGGAGCAGUGUUUUUUUGUGCACAGAAAUGUAAUUUUUUUGGGAGCAAUAUACAUAGAGCAGUGUUUUUUUCGUGCACAGACAUGUCACAAGGACUUGUCUAAACCUUCAAGUGCUGUUAACUUUCUCUUUCAAGUUAUUUAAAUGGUUAAAAAGAGGUCACUAGAUUGAAGUUCAAGAAUACUCCAGUUUAUCCCAGAAUGUUGUUGUUGUUACCUUGUUAUCUUGAACCAUGCACUUAAGAAUACAUACUUACUUCUAAAUAGGAUAUAGUGUCAUGAUCAUGAUAUCAAAUGUUGCAGACUUUUGUUAGCCCUUUACACCCUAACAUCAGUAUGAAUAUUCUCUAUAUUGUUAUCUUUACAUUUCCUAAGGUGCUGAAAAGGAGAAUUUGUUGAACAAUCGAGAGCUUCUUUAGUUGGUGAUCAUUUCCUAAAUUCUCAUCACCUUAAAUGAAUGAUUCAGCAGUAUUAUUGUAAGGAGAAACUAAAUGCUGGUCACUCUUAGGGUACUUUAAAGGGUUAAACAUAUUUACAUAUUUAGUAGAGCUUAGUCUCCAAGAAUAACUGUGAUAGUGUGACAGAAGAUGUUGCUUUCUACAAUACAUAUCAUUUUCAAAUGCUUCUUUGUAUUAGAAUCUCCAUCAGAAAGUUAAAGAGUCUAGUGUGAGUCUUGAUGAAGGACAGCAAAGAGUGGUGAAAUCAUUUUUGAGAUCAGCCAGAAAUGGGGGAGUGGCCCUGAGAGGAAAAGAAAAAGAAAGAUUUAAUGCUAUACAGUUGAGACUUGCUGAACUGAAAAUCAAAUUCAGGUGAAAUGUAGGCGAAACAAAGUUACAAAGUGUAGCUGAUUUUUUUAUCAAUACAGAUAAACCUUUCUAAAAUGGACAUGAAAAGGACACAGCAGAAUGUCCAUAUAAAUUAUGUUUUAAGUUUUUCUGAAGGAGCUAUAUCAGAAUCUGGUAGGGACACAAUUGGCUAUAACAGUGAGGUGUCCCUAUCAGAUGGCUAUGCACCAACGAGAGACCUUACAGUACAUCUGCUAGUUGUUUUGUUGCAGUGUUUGCUUUGUACAUUUGAGGGUGAUGAAUGUGUUGUGAUACUUCAGAAACUUUUGAUCCAACUUAUCAAUCUUAGAGAGAUAUUGUGAAGCUGUCUUUUUUCCUUUGAAAGUGUUUUAUUACCUUUAUGUAAGAGCCCCUUGCAUUUUUCUCAAGUAUCAUACAUUUUGGUAGUUUUGUGGGUUUUUUUUGUUCUUUGGUAAUAGAUAAUUUUGUCAAUGUCAGGCUUUUUGGAUGUUUGUUUUUCAAACAUUAAACUUUCAAUUAAUCCUGCCAUGUCUGGUGUAAAUGCAAUUUUUUUUAAGAGGUGGCUGGAUGUUCCUAUUGGUUUCAGCAUAUACCAAUGAAAUUUUGUUGUUUAACAAAACUUGACAAUGGAAUGGAAUUUUGUCUGUAUGAAAAUAUUCAGAGAAAUGGCAGAUGUUGUGUGGUAGUUUCAAAGUGGUGCAGUAGAUGAUAAAGAUGCUGUCAUUCUGCAUAAAAGUAUAUAUGUAAUCAAUCUUGAAAUGUUUUGGUCAGUUGGUCUCACAAUGAUAUUGUUUUCUUCUUCAGCAACAAUGUAUUGGAUGCAACAAAGGCCUUUUCAUUAGUUUUAACAAACCCAGAGGAUGUCAGAGGAUUGCCUGAAUCUCUUCUUCAGAUGACUGCAGAGGCAGCAGCUGCAGAAAAUCACACAGACCUCAAAGAAACAAGGUUCAAUUUCUUUUUUGUGCAUUUGUGAACAUUUAGAUGGUGGUUGUCCAACAGCCAUUGCAGUUUGUUUAUACUAGUCUAGUAGAUGUCUUUGGGUGCAUAAUUGUUUCUGUCAGAGAGGUUUUGUACACUAUUUGGAUAAAGUAUGAUUUCCCUCUUUCUUUUUCAUGCAGAUAAGCCACAUCUUUAGUUUGGCAACUCAAAAAUUGAAAAAAAGUCUUUUGAAAAGAAAUGGGAAGAAAUCACACAUGGAGUUUUGAGAAAGUUGCUUUGAGAGAAUGCUUUGAAUCCUUACCUAUAAUUUUAGCCAUAUCAGUAAGAAUGUCAUAUCUGCCAACCUAUACUUACAUUUGAUCCUGCUCUGGUAUUGAACACCACUCAAUGACAAGAAAUAUAAGCUUAUGCUUGUGAUAGCUCUUCUAAAGUCAACCAAAGUUGCAAAACCAAUGAUCAAUUUCUAUCCCUCUAUAUAUAUUUAAACGUUCUGGUUAUUUUGUUUAUGUUAAUUUAUGUGGCAGAUAGGCCGAACCCCUGAUUUGUUAUACACCAGUAUUUAUGGUACAUGAUGAUAUACUUCUCCCUAGAGUUUUGAUGGGCACUGAGCCCAGUCAUAGCGGAGUCCAAGUUAGAUAAAGAUAGUGACUGAUUUGUAAAUAAUGAAAGAAGCUUUUUACAGCUCAACUCUUUCCUUCUAAGAUCACACAUAGCACCACCCUCUACUUGAUCUGUGAAUUUUCACACUAUACAGUCAAAAGAAAUAUUACAUACACAUGUAACAUACAUCCAAAGGAAACACAAGUGAAUAAUUACUAACUGUUAGCAAAUUGCAAUAGAUUCUAAUACUUAACCCCAACAGACUGCAGUGGGAAUGAAUCUGUCUUCUGACACAGAUUCAGAUUCCCAACUGCUUAAGAAAGACUUGUUGAUUGUAUUGGGUUUCCUUCUCAGAUCAGGCCUUUUGUAAAGCUUAGAUAUACCAUAUACAUCUUUAUAUUUCUUUUAUUUGUUUGAUCAUUCUAUGAUAAACACUCUUAAGUAGACUACAGGUUUAUCUGUGUAGUUAUUUUCAGGAUAUAAUUUGUCAAAUUUAAUAAAUAAAGGUGCUACUUACCAGUGACUUUCCCACAAUACUUUUAUGAUUAUGUCUUCUGGGUUAUGUUUGCCUCAAGUUAGGUUUAUUGGUGAAGUGUUCUCAUAGUGUAUGCCAUUAGCUCUGCUUGUUUUUGUCAACAGGAGAAACAUUGAUCCCAAAUCAGGACCUUGGAAACUCAGUUUGGAUUUGCCAUGCUUUGAGCCAUUCAUGAAAUACAGGUAAGGACAGCCAGCCCCAAGAUAAGGUUUUUUUGUGUGUGAUGCCAUGCUGUUUGACAAUAUGUUUGAUAUAUUUUUUUAAAGGUUACUCAGCAAAAAGAUUCCAUCAGAAAAUAAAAUCUUAGUCUCUUCCCCUUCUAAACUACAGAGAAUUCAUUAAUUAGCUUGACUAUAAGCUAUGUUUACAUGAGACAGGCCUCCUGCACACUGCUAAGAUCAGCAUGUCAAAAGUAUCUGUGUUGGAGUUACACAAUAUUCUAUCAUUCUUUUCCUCUUUCUGUUGAGUGAUGUUAAAAAAUCCUUGUAUGUGUAUCAGUAAGCAGCCAACCUAAUGUUUGUUUUUCACCAACAGCCAAAACAGAAGUCUGCGAGAACAACUGUACAUGGCUUAUAUAACCAGAGCUUCACAAGGAGAGAGUGAUAAUUCAAAUAUUAUUGAAGAGAUAAGAAAAUUAAGGUACAGAGCAUGUGUAGUGAGGUCAAACCAUGGCUUCUAGCUUCUUAUGGUUGAUUCAAGUGAAAGUUCUUGUCCUAGUUAUUACAUGGUGGUCCCAGCCCAUCCAGGCUUGAGCUGGAUUCCACUGUCACAUUUUUGUCCACAUACUUGAAAGCACCUUUUAAGAAAAAUUACAUGUUUAAAUGAUCAUUUGCUUGCAUAAAUGGAUACACUGAAUAAACGUUGUCAUCUUUCCACCUCCAUUUUAAUUUCAAGAUGUUUACAUGCAUUUUAUGCAUGUCCCAAUCACUUGAAUGCAGAAGAAUGUUAAGAGCCUUCAACUGACCCAAAUGGGUGGGUGGGUGGUAUUGAUUUUUAUGCAGCAAUGGAAAUAGCUUUUGCAUGUUUUCAUUGCACACAUUUUACAUGUGGAAAAUCCUAUGCAUUGUGCAACACUGGGAAUCUACCCCUAGAUCACUGGACUAACAAUCUAGGAUCAGCUGUAAACCUUCCUAUAAUUAAUCCCUUGAAAUGAAUUACUUGUGCACAGUGUGGGUAUAUCUAAGUGGAAGAUCAGUUUAUGAUGGAUAAAGAUAAUGCAGAAGGUUUUCAUCUUAAUUAAUUUGAAUAGAGCCUGAAUCUCUCAGUUUAUAUUUUUAUUAAAAAACAGACAAGAGAAAGCCACCCUCCUAGGAUUUGAGAACUAUGCAAUGCUAUCGCUGGACUCUAAAAUGGCUGGUAGCCCAUCUGAAGUUUGGAAAAUGAUCACUGAUUUACAUAGCAAGAGUAAAUUAGCUGCAGAAAAAGAAUUAAUCAAUUUGCAGGUUAUGUAUUGAAAUUCAUUUUUAGUAUUGAAGAAAGCUGAACAUGAUCACUUGUUAAGAGGUUGGCACAGAGAAUACAUAUAUUUUUAAAGAAAUCCUGUAUGGGGACAUAGGCCAGUGACAUCAAUAUUUUGCUCUUAAAUACUCUAACAACCAACUUAAAAGAGCUUGUUUAUAAACUAGGCCAUUCGCAGAGUUCUUGUCUGAAAAGCAGCCUGCACACUGUAAGGAUCUGCAUCAUCAAACACAUUCUUUGUCAGAUAUUUUCUCUGUCCACUGUUCAUUCCAAUUAUCUCUAGCAUCUUUCUUUUCAACAAUCAAGCUGCAGAUUUUCUCUUUUUGUUGCUUUCUGUAAGAUUUUUAAUAUUACCAUUGGCUGCAUUGCAAAAAGAUUUUUUUAAAGUUUUUAUUUGUUGACUGUUACAAAACUGAAUGUCUAAAGAAAGUAAGAGGUCCACCUUUCUUCUUUCAGAAUUUUUACCUUAAUUAUAGGCAAAGGCUGUUAUGAACAUAAACCACUAUCAAAAGCAUAUUUCAAAAGACAUAUCAUCCUUCACUGAGGAGAUGUUUCUCAGACAGAACUGCUAAGGGUUGAAAUGUCUGUUCUUUUUUUUAUUCUACAGACUUUACAUUACCUUCAUCAAGUUCAUGUUGUCAAUUUAAUGUGUGUUUCUCUGGCAAAAACUCCCAAAGGUUUCUUUGCAUAUAUUAUAGAUACAAAAAUUAUACCUUGUUCAUUGGCUGAGUCUAAACAGUGCCAGUGAAAUUAAUUGUCAAUUGAUAGCAAAUGAUCAAAGGAUCUUUCUUGGAAUUGGAAUAAAUAAUCAUUUGUAUAAUUUUUCAAACUACCAAUUACAUCAGGCCUUAGCCUAUGGAAAUUAACUUGUUCUUAUUUAUUCCAAAUUCCAUUAGAAAUCAUUUGAUUCAUGAUAAAAGUAAGCACUUCUUUCUUUCAAAUUUUGCAUGGUUUGGGCACAUUCUUGUUUCCUCCCUCUGGAAGUUUAAAUGGCCAGUAUCUUGUGUAUCAUGAGUUGGGUUGAAAACUUAUGUGAAUGAAUAAUUGGUAAUCUUCAAACAAAUGUUUGGAACAUGGUGGCCUGAUGGUGACCAAUCUCCAGGUUGAAAUGUUGCCAUGGUGCCUCUCUAUCUCUCUAGUCAGGAGACUCGCAAGAAAACUUGGCAGUCUACUAUGGAGUCUUACAUUUGAAAAGUAUCCCAUUUAGCAGUAGAACCAAUACUUAGAACAUUUCAUGCUGCAGAAACCAGAUGAGCUCUUAUUGUAAUAUGUUGCUAGGCAUAUACCAUUAAUUAUAAUAGUGAUAUGAGCAAGUCGUUGUGUCCUUUCACAGCAUUUUAUGGUUUCCCUUCUAGUUUUCUGGUACUGUGAGUGUGAAGUGUCUAGCCCAUGGAAAGAACAAUAAUAAUAUGGUCAGGUUUCCUUUUCCUUUUGAGGCCCACCACCCGCUUACCUCAAGGCCACCACUUCUCACACAUCAUUUGAAUAAAACUAACUAAAUACUGACUUUUUCAUCACUGUUUUUUUUUAAGACCUUUGCUCAGGAAAAUGGUUUUGUUGAUGAUUUGAAGCACUGGGACAUAGCUUAUUGGUCCCAAAAACAAAAGGAACAUUUGUUUAGGUGAGACAGUCAUUCCAAGAUCUCAUUGGUAAUUAUUUUUACAGUGAGCCACACUAUUCUCGUGAUGUUAGUUCAAAGAAUUUGGUGUUGGAUCAACUUAUAACCUCCACUUGUCUGCUUGAUAUUGUAUUGAUAGUUCGUGAGUUGAGUACUUGUUUUAGCAUAUACCACACAAAGACCAACAAAUUGUCUAUCACCAUCAAUGUACCGAAAAAAUGGUCGAAAUUAAACUCUGAGCGCGCCGGUUUCUAUCUUAGGCUGCUCAGAGGUGAACAGUACUUAAUAAUCACUUCCAAACAAGCUAAUCAGCCAGGGCAAAAAGGACUACCCUUACUCAUCAGGGUGGUAUAAUGUAAAAUCAGUUAUAACUUUGGAAAUGUGAUUUCACUAACAUUAACUUUGUUCACAUUCCACUUAAGUUUCACCGACGAGGAGCUGAGGCCUUACUUUCCAUUACCAAGGUUAGAAAGAUAUUAUUAGGAAAGUCAUUGAUAUGAAGAUAAAUAAAGCAGAGUUUCAUUGUCUGUUUUAGCCCAUAUUUCUAGAUCUUAAUAAAUUGAUCUAGUAUAAUUUAAUGGCCAGCCGUUCCAUUGGCUAUGGAAUGAUCCGUUGUUCUGUUAUGCUUAAAGUAUAAAUACUUAAGAGUAAUUAUCAAGUAUCCGAACCAACGACACUAUUAGAAAACACUUAUUAAUAUGCGGUACGUCAACUCUCCACACGCGCGCAGGCAUGCACUUCAGAGUCAGGGGAGUUGUUUUGCAUUGCACUAAAUCUGUGUAAUAGUCUGAGGUUUUGUUAUCAUUUACCCAUACAACCGUAUUUGUAGGGUACUUGAAGGACUCUUUAAACUUUCCUCUGAGCUGUUUGGGAUAGUCAUUAAGGUUUGUUAUAUACUUUUUUUCUUUAUUUGCUUACCAGAAUUCAAAUCCUACACAUGACUUCCUAGUUCUUACCCUUUAAGCGUUUGUAACGCGUAUUUUGUCUGUGGGAAAUUUACAGAGAACACCAUUUAGAGUUAUCAUUAAGUCCUCUUUUGAUUCAAGUUCUCUCUUUUGCAAUUCUUGUUGCCAUCUCGUUUAUUUUUCCUAUGGAAUAGUAUUUAUUUACUUGAAUCUCUUAUUGAAAACUUAUCUAAUUUUAACAAAGGAAAUACUUUGCGAUAUCUUUUUUGAUCAUUUUAAUUGUGGUAAUGCAUGCUUGUUUGUUUAUGGGACUUACAGUGUGUAUGUGCAACCAAUGUUGCACAGCUGCAUAGCUGCAUAACAUCGCGGAAUAUAAGAGAUCGAUUUCUGUGUAAGCAGCUAUGUUGGUUCAUUUUAGAGGCCUCUGGUGGAAUAUCUAGAACUAAUUAAACUAAUUUACUGCUAACAAAAAGGUUCAGCUAUCAGGGGUGGGUGAUAGAUGUACAGAUGUAGUAAUUCUGCGUUAUUUUAGUCGGCAGAUGGUGAAGCAGAAGUUUGGCACCCAGAUGUAAGGUUCUUUCACAUUAUGGAUGAAAGAGGUAUUUUUCAAACGAAUUAGGACGACUGAUAUACUUAGUUCACUUAACAGCGGACGCGAAAUAUUUCAGUAAGAAACUUUGAAGAAACGUAAACAGUAAAAAUAAAAGAGCACUGAGCUUCAGGAAAUGAAGAAAAAUCGCGGGAUUGUAUUAGUUUUGCUCUGCUUUCCUUAAUCACUAGUCUAGAAAACUCCUCCCUUCAGAAACAAUCAGAUGAAAGCUAAUACCAUUCGCGACUUAGUGCUGUGCGUCCUAUGCGCUGCAUUUUUAAAUUUCUCUUUGGCAUCUUUUUUUUUUACUAUUCUUGCAAGAAAUGAUCAACCCUUGUGCUUGCUUAAGUUUUGUAUUUGUGACACUCCAAUGCUUUCUAUGAGAAGAAAGGACGAAUUUUCUUUUACUACGGCUUUGCUGACGUUUUGUCAGGAAUUUGCCGCUCUCGCGAUACGCAGCCAUAUAUAUAUAUAUAUACAUACAUACAUACAUACAUACAUAUAUAUAUAUACAUAAUUUGGCAUUAACCCUUCGUUAGAGCGUUCGAUUCUCAUUCUAUUACCUUUGACAAAGGGCUAACUCUCGAAAAGACAACCUUAGAAACUCUUUUGGGUGGCCAAUAACUCAGUAUAAAAUCAAAUGAUCCUGUUACACCCUACCACUGAAGCAGUACCACAGUUUCUUUAGAAAGUUGCCCCCUUCAUUCAUAUACAGUUUUCCAGAAGUAACGGUUUCGUCGUUUUAUUUUGAUACACGCUUUUCAGAACUCAUCAUAACCACUUUCACUUACAAGAUUCCUAGUUAUGACAAAAUGAUUUUAAAACCUAUUCAUAAAGGUGAGAAGCUUUCUCUUUCAAUCAUGUUCAGGGCAUCACAUGGCGUCAUUUUACUUGGAUCCAUACUCUCGACCGGCGGAAAAGAGCGGAGGGGCCUGGAUGGAUCAAUGUCUCGGUAUGAUUUCAGACCAAAAUUGCACGACACGAGGUUCAAUUACCACUUUAUUACAGCCAUUUUGAAAUCGCCCAAAUGCAGGACGUGGUCAGUUCAAAUAUUUUAUUGAUGCAGUACUGAGCCGGUCUGAAAUUAAAUUCAUGUCCAUUUUUUGGGGGGAAAAGUAAGAGUUAAGAAAAAAAGGUGCAAAAUUUGCCACAUGAUACUCCUUGUCUUUCAUUUUCCUGCAAUUUGAUCGGUUACUUUAAACAAGCCAUAAAAUCUGAUUGGUUGUUUUGUUUUUAGUGUAGCCUCCUCAUUGGCGGGGAAAAAGACGCGAUUUAAAGCAAAAAAUGGUGUGAUUCGUGAAUAAAUUGCAUCAAUUAGAGCCAAUCAGAUUACAGGGACCACCUGUGUUUUCAAAAUGGGUGUAAUAAAUUAAGUUAACUCCGCUUUAUUUAUUGUUUAUGAAUUCAGACAAAAGUGAAGUCCUCAACAGAAAACCUGUUGCAUACUUAGUUUGUAACCAGUCCCCUCCCGGUGCCGACGGUUCACCUUCUCUGAUGACUUUCCGAGAUGUAGAGACACUUUUCCAUGAGGUAAACGUAACUGUAGAAAGUUUUGCACAUUUGUAACUGUAAACAAAACUUCAUAGAUCAUUUCAAACCAUCAACUUCAUUAAUCCAGUGAAAUUUCUAGAGUAAGUUGUGUAAUGUACAAGUCUGGCUCGUUGAAAAUAAAAAGUGUUUCGUCCGACUGACAAAACUCUUAACUUGAACUUGAUAAUUACUUUGGAAUAUCAGUCACUUGUCACCGACUACAGUCGUCUUUGAACUACACCCAGACAGUUGUUAAAAGACGUUAUUGGAAUCAAGAAAGAAUUCUCUAUAUCUAAUUCUAGCUUACUUAGGAAGUCAUAAAUUAUUGUAAGUCAUUCAGAAGAAAUAUGAAAGCUGGUUGAUUUUCUCUUUACAACCUUUACUUUACAACCAAAGAAAUUGUUAUCUUCUCUUACUGCGAGAAAAUAAUCUACUUAACUUUGCAAAAUAUUUACAUUAAGCUGCAAUAAUUUUGAUUAAGAAAUACAUUUUCUAUCGUGAAUUCGACGAGAAAACAGUUGUUCAGUUUCUACGGUAAUAUGACCUUGCGGUAAGUUAUAUUCCAACUAGACUCAUUGAAAUAAUAUUAUCCGCUUUAUAAUAAAGAACAUAAUCGCACUGGUGAAAGUUGAUUUUCGUACAGGAAUUUAUUGGAAAUUACCCUUCCUUUCUUUUCGAUCCCUUCUAGUCUCGUUUUGGGUUAAUCCCAUGACCACCUCAAAAGUGUUUUGUAAACACUUCAUGUCGUUUUGAUGUUGUCUUAAUAGUUCGGACAUGGUCUCCAACACAUGUUAACUACAGUGCCUUACUCGGAUGCUGCCGGAAUUAGAAAUGUCGAGUGGGAUGCAGUGAGUUGAUAUUUAGUUUCCAUUUAACUUAUGACGUUGUCAAUUAUCACCUUAAUGUUGGUCACUACCGUCACAGCUUAGUACUUCGUUUUUAGCGUGUUGUUAAUGAAGCUGUAGUUCAUUGAAUUUGUCUCCUAGCUGGCAUCCUCAUAAUAUUGCGAGCGCGACAUCGUUCCCAGGGUCUUCUCUCCUCUUCUCUCUCGAGGUAGGAAGACAGGGGACCCUGGGAACGAGGUUGAUUCGAGCGUAAGGUACAAUAUUCCAUCGGCGUCAGCUUCAUUUUGCAUGUCUGGACACCUUGGCGACACCUCGUUAAGAUAUAUUAUUUAAUGCUAUACCUCAGAGCCGGGUUGUUCGAAACAAGAUUAGCGCUAAUCCUGGGUGGCUGAACACAUACUUAAGCACUCAUCGUUUGACUCGGCGCAGAGGUUUACAUCAGCGUGUAUUUACAAAAGUGCGCAUGCAUUUUACCCUUUUAAAGCGAAGUGUGCUUGCAGAGACUAUACGGUAAAUAACCCCUUUAGGCUGUUGGUAUGUCGGCUGAUAAUGUCUGCGGCUGAGAUAUUGUCCAAAAAAUUAAUAUUUGGCUGAGAAGCGAAGCUUCGAGGGCAAAUGUAGUAUUUUAAGGACAAUCUCUCAGCCAAGGACAUUAUCAGCCGAUAUACCAGCAAGCCAGAAAGGGGUUUAUUAAUUUUAUAACUCUCGCAUAAAUUUCCAUACCGCGCAAAAGCUGAUGAUCUUUUUUGUGUUUUCUGGAACAGCAUUUGCGACCAGCGUUUUAAUGUCACCAUCGCUUGACUCUAAAAAACCAGAUUGUUUUUCCCCCACGUAAAAUAUUACAGAUGAAAGGUAAAAUUCUUGAGUCAGGUCUUUCACGAGAAAUCGUUUUGUUCCGAUGUUGUGUUUAUUCAAAUGGUCAUACAAUCUUAAUUCUAUUGACUUAGGUAGAGCUUCCAUCGCAGUUCAUGGAGAAUUGGCUAUAUGAUAAAACUUCCAUGAAUUUGGUCAGUGGCCAUUACCACACCAACGAUACCUUACCAGAUGAACUUUUCCAACAGGUUUGCAAAGGUUCGUGGUUUGUUUAUCUGGGGUCUUGCUAAAUUACGAAAACGUAUGUAAGGCAUAAAGAAAGGUGUCAUCGAUUGUCACGAGUGUUCGACGGAUAAAAGGUAAUAUCAGUCGCCACGAGGAUUCAAAUUUCUGAUUCCGCGAGGACGCGGUUGAACCAACUAAGUCUCAGAUUGGAACUUGUUGGUGAGCAGAUGUAACUAACGAGUGCCAGGAUCUGCAAUGUUGAAAACUGAGCUCAGUUGCUGUUGUUUUUUUAAGGUUAGUUAUCUUGUGUUGUCUGUUUCUUUUCGUUCUUUGUAGCUCGUAGAUUCAUGGCAGGAUCACAGAUGUUACGUCAGCUUUAUUUCGGAGCACUCGACAUGGAGCUACACUCAAGGUACUUAAAGAAAUCUGAGGUUCUGUCCACUAAACAGCUCUGUUCUUAAAUAUUGGUUUAAGUUGCGAUGAUGUGUUCCCAAGCAAGGCAUCUUUGCAAAUUUAAGGAGGCAUCAUAUUCAAGUAAUACAAGACAAUCAAGUUAGUUUUAUCAACUGAGUUCAUAAUGUAAAUUAGCCACCGUAAAGAGUUCCAAAGGUUAAAGCACUGUAAUAGUUUGCCAAAGGCCCCAAACCACUGCAACCUUUAUUCCGUUUUUUUUUUUCUUCCUUUAAUUUUCAAUUUGACAAAAAAUGAAAAACGCCCUCCUACAGCAAAAUAUAUAGAGAUAGUAAAGGAGCGUGAUUACACGAGGGAGCGUGAUUACACUAGGGAGUUUAUCACAGUUCUGUAAGAUAGAAAAACUUGGAGUUACUCUGAAUGGGACGACAGUUCAUUACAAGGUUCCCCCUGUAGUAUUCUAUCCGGCAGGGUUCCUUAACAAUUCGGGCAUAUCCUUUUUAUACUCUUCACUGUGAUGAGGCCCGUCGUAAGACACUUCACGAUCUGUCUUUCACUACCUUGAGCCCGGUGGUAUUCAAAAGAGGAUUGACUUUAUGAAGAGUUGUCUCUGAAUUUUCCUUCAAGUGUCCUCUGUUUAACGUUAAAUAACAAGUUAACCUUCCUUUACGAAAAACUAACCGAACUCAUUCAGUGGUUAAAAUUCAAGCCUAUGUUAACCCCAAGUUAAACUUCGUGCGGCAGUUGAAGUUAAUCCUAUGGUUAGAUCGAAAGCAUUGCCUAUUGCUUGGCCGUUGUGAGUUACUACCCACAAGUCAACAAGCUCGCGGGCGGUUAAAAUAGAUGAGCAGCGAGAAAUGUCAGUCAGGGCUAUUUCUUUCCAUGUUUUUUACGGUGAACUAGCUUCUUUAUAGGAUACUUCUAACUCUGGAUAUUAUACCAAUUUGCCUCUUUCGCUCCUUUGAUCUCUCAGGUUAGCCAUAGUACGUAGGCACUGUACAGUUACAGAGGUAGAACUAGCGAAAAGAAAGUAAAAAACUUCAAGUCGGGAGAGACCUGUUACUCAUUGAACUGAUUUAAGAGCAUUUAACAGUUUCUCAGCUCAAGCUCAGAGGGUUAACAUUAUUUUUUCCAACAGUUCCGAGCCGUGGCGUACCGUCCUUGAACGGAUCUCAAGCAAAUAUACUGUGCUUAAACCACUUGACGAAGAUAGAUUUCCCUGCUCGUUUCUUCACAUCUUCGCAAGUGGAUAUGCUGCUGGAUAUUACUCUUACAAAUGGGCAGAGGUAAGUGACCGUUUGACCCAUUCAAUCUGUUAACUGCAGAUGAGAAGUUGAAAUACAGUGAUUGUUAAAUGUAUGAUUUUAUGUAAAUUCCUAGAUGAUGUCUGCAGAUGCCUUCAGUGCGUUUGAGGAAGUCGGUUUAAGCAACAGAAAAGAGCUGAGUACAGUUGGAAAAAGGUACUUUAAUUUUGACGUAAACACACUAGCCUGCUGUCAAACAUCUUUGGUUAGGUGAGCGUAUCAGGUCCACCAAUGUUCGCGCCGCUAAGUUUAGUGCCUUCAGAAAAUUAACCAAGGCUUAUCACAUGUUACACAUGAACCUAAUCGUGUUAUUAAGGUUCGUUCACCAAAACUGCAACCCUUUUUCAAGACCUUCUAGCGAUGAUGAGAGGCAACUGUAAGCUGGAAGAUUUUAUUGAAGUCUAUUUAUUUAUUCAAAUGAUAUCCCAAAAAAAAACAGUAAAACUUGCAGUUUGUAAAUAACUUGUGGAAUUUAGUUUUUUUGGAAAAAACAACAUUUUGAGUAGAGGAUACACUGACUAGGAGCUAUCAACUAAUAACUUAUCAAAGUCAACAACCAUAACUUUUAUUUGUGCUGAUCUUUUACACCUGAUCAUAUCUCGUGAAAAUAAAGCCUUAUUCAGACUCUAACAUUUCACAGGUUCCGCGAUACUAUCCUGGCCAGCGGUGGUGCCCGCCACCCUAGUGACGUUUUUCAGGACUUUCGCGGGCGACCAGUUUCCUCUGACGCCCUGCUCAAAAGUUACGGGCUUCAGUGAUAAUAACAAAGAAUAAAUCGCUUUCGCGUGUAGUAACGCUGGCCACACUGAUGGUUUGAAUAUUGAAAAAGGUCUGUAGUGCAAAUUUAGCAGUCCAGUAGGCAACGAACUAAGUCUUGGACCGGCCUUGGCCAUACGCCAAGCUGAUGCCAUCAAACUCGGUGGCCGCUGAUUCAAGUUCUUUUCCAUACAAGUGCUACCUUGACGUACUAGUUCACUGCAUAUCCACCAUGUUGACUCAACACUUACCGCUGAUUCAGUUGUAUUCUAAUGCAAAUCUCAAGUGCCUAUUGACUAACCUACUCGUUUUCCAUCAUCCCGCAAUAGAGAAAACAGUGUUAUUAAAAAGCACGCUAUUCUCCAGUUAAAGCUUUGUGAUAAUGGAGGCAAAGAGGAGAAAUAAAAGCUGACACUACAAUAAAAUAGUGGGGUCUG
Molecule: messenger RNA, 16838 nt
Organism: Pocillopora meandrina
Lineage: Eukaryota; Metazoa; Cnidaria; Anthozoa; Scleractinia; Pocilloporidae
Source: the annotation of a GenBank genome assembly